AUGCCUGGGGAGCCGCUGGGUACAUACGGCGGAAAUUACCAGGCACCUGCCGCCUUGGACGCCAUGCAACACGUGGCGAGCGUGUGCCUCAGUGACGGUGCCCUGUACGAAGGGCCGUUGGUUGAUGGCAAACCGGAGGGACGUGGCGUGUGCGUCUUUCCGUCAGGGGUUAUUUGCGCCGGGAGGUUUUCGCACGGACAUUUAGACGGAAACGCGGAGGUGUUGCUUCCCACCGGUGCACUUUUUUCUGGCAGCUUCAAGAGUUCUGCGGCGCACGGCUCUGGAUUGUACGUGCAGGAUGGCCGUCUGACGCGUGGCAGGUGGCAUGAGGGAUUUAUGGUGGAGCAGGCGGAGGAUAACCUGGGCGGUGGAGCUCGCGCGCAACUUUUCACGCGCAUUGCCUUUCUUCUGUGUGAUGAGCUGCAGAAACUCACGGCGGUGACUCGAGCGCCGAACUGGCAGCAUCUGUAUGUCAACAGUCGCAUCAGUGAGCCAAAAGUACGUCUCUGCAGGGAGUGUUCCCCGGAAAAGAACACCAUGCUAUCAAACAGUGAGAAGCCCGAAUAUUUCAUUGUGAAUUGCUCCUCCACGAGAAUUCCGUCACGCGCAAUCAUUUCCCGGAGUUUUGUGGACCGAGAAGCAUCACUGUCGGAUACGGAGGAGUCUCUGACGGCGGCAACGACGCAGCGGCAAACGGCACAUGCUGAGAUACAGAUGCAAGAGAAACCGGCUACAAAAAAUGCACUUGCCAUGGGGGCCUC
Trypanosoma cruzi is the source of this 761-nucleotide messenger RNA. RefSeq lists its product as uncharacterized. The annotation marks the transcript as partial. Lineage: Eukaryota; Euglenozoa; Kinetoplastea; Trypanosomatida; Trypanosomatidae. The record is from RefSeq and is a predicted model, not a curated record. The transcript has a single exon.